Messenger RNA from Equus quagga, 2076 nucleotides. RefSeq lists its product as uncharacterized. Bases 1 to 1050 code for a protein of 349 amino acids. NCBI's taxonomy places the organism in Eukaryota, Metazoa, Chordata, Mammalia, Perissodactyla, Equidae. The transcript is spliced from 4 exons. The record is from RefSeq and is a predicted model, not a curated record.
AUGACGUUUAAACUAAAGACGAUCAAACUCCGUUGCUGUCAGCCGGGCUUCCGUAACCUCUUUGUACCACCGUUUCUCCAGCGCUUUGGGAUCCUCGAGGAUGCGUCACACACCACAGUGCCCUCAAAGCGAGCCGAGGACCUGACGGCUCCCAGGCUCUGCGCACGUCACCCGAACCGGCGCUCGCCGGCCGCCCGCGGAGGCACCGGCCGGCGGCCGCCGGGACAGCACCGCGGCGCGGGCGCCCUCCCUCCUCGACGACCGCCUGUCACCGCCGGGCCGGCGGGGCCGCGGGCGGGCGGGCCAGCGGGCGGCGCGGGGCGGGGCGGGCAGGGCGCGUCCCCUACCUUGCUCUGGGGAGGGAGGACGCGAGCGGCGCGGAACCGAGGGGUCUCCUCCCAGGCGCCGGGGACGGGGCUCGAAACCGCGCCCUCCUUCCUCCUCGCCUGUCGCCACGCCCCCCUCGCCCGCACGGACCCACGGCACGGCCGGCGCAGGAGGGUUUACCCCCUGAACGAGUGCCUCAGCGUUGCCGUCGCUAUCGUUGUCUUCGUCGCCACUGCAACCGCCACGAACGCCGCCGAGGCCGGGCUUGAAAACAUCUCCGGUCUGGUCCGUCUCUCACCACAGCCUCCUCGCUCCCAGGCAGCGCCGCCUGGCGAUUGGCUGUGGCGCGGGCACGUGACUCGGCGGGCACGGGACGGGCGGCGUGACCGCCCCGCCCCCGGCGCCCGCCGCUCUUUCAGCUCUACGGGAAGCUUCCCGAGCCGCGGGGCGGGGCGUCGGGACGUACCAAGUGGAGGCGGCGGGGGUGCGGGCCGGAACUCCUCCCUCUGUGCUGUACCCUCUCUACCCCCCCGAGUCUCACCGCCUCCCCUUCGCGUCCGCAGCCCGAGAAGGGAGGGGGAGCCAAAGGCUGAGCGAGGGAGCAGCCAGGAAGCACCGCUGCCGCUGCCGGGCCAGGGGGCUCUGCUGUCACUUUCUGCGGCGACCGUGGCGGUGGAUAUGACUGGAAACUUCUGGAAAUGGCGGCGGCGGCGGCGGCAAUGAAGAGAGACUCUACAUAGGAUACAGAAACCAAGGCUUGGAGAAUUCAGCAUCUGCCCAAGGAACAGAGUUAAGAACUAUGGCGAAAUAACCCAACCCCCAGAGGACAUUUUUAAAAUCAUGUCUUCAUAAACUAAAGCACUACAUUUAUUCUUCUUAUAUUUGAAUUUUAUUUAGAUUGAGAUUCACUGUCACAGUGAACAGAAGGGAAUACAUACACACUUAUACACUAUACUUGGAAAAACAGAAAUUAGAUUCCUUGAGACAUCUGAAGAUUUGGGAGGAUGUCCCUUAGAAGCAGUGAAGACAAAAUCUAUUUUUAUUUAUGUUUUUAAAGGCUAUAUUAGUAGUAUUAAUUUUUCAAAAACAGGUUCCAGAUCUGGGUGGCUACCACAACCACAAAGAAAAGAAAACAAGAACAGGUCCUUAUGUAGGAAUCUAUGAAGAGAGGCAGCAGAGAAGUAGAAGAACCUGUCUUUUUUUCACCCCCACACAUACGUUCCCAGGUAAUCGCUCAACCUCUGCCCUGUCUGACCUCUGUCAUUAGAGCCCAGCUCAGCACCUACUCCUAUUCCCUGGCUUUGUUCAUUUACCUUGUUCCUGCCACAAAUUUUAGCUGAAGAGUUUGUUCAAUUUGUAUCUUUUUACUCCCUCUGGCUUUGUCCUUCACAUUACGUCAUCAAUCUUAUAAGUGUUUUUAGAGCCCUAGGAAAUAAUUUUUUGUUGAGGGGACAGGAAAAUGACACAACAUAAUCAUUUAUAACAUCUUUCAAGCUAUUACAUUAUAUAAUGCAAGUAACUAAGUAGCAUAUUGUAACAAAGAAUGCCUACAAAGCCAGAAAUUAGUUAAUAUAUUUGUAGUUAGGUUCACUAUGAAAACCAGGUCAAAAAGCAAUCACUGUGUACUAUCUGUCAGAGCCUAAAACUAAUGUAGGGUAAGUGGCCAAAUGAUUUAACUUUAAUAAAAAACAAGUAUUUGGCUCUGGCUUUGUUGUUUUGGUUUGUUUUUGUUGCUGGUGGUGAGGAAGA